CUUAGUCCCCUGCCACUAAAUGGUUUUAUCUGGUUACGCACUCCUGAGUCCUAUCCACAGCUUUACUAGUGCAAGUCAUUAGCAAAUGCUUUGAUUUGUAGCAGCUUACUCAUUUUACUCUUCCUUCUCUCGGGACAUUCUCUCUUCGCUGACAUAUUCUCUUUCUGUGGAAGAUGUCAUCAGUUGUUGCAGGUGCCUCCUCUUCUUGUUCUGCAACUUUCUCAAGGAACUACUCCAUCAAAACUACACCAAAUCCAUCAGCACCUUCUCAAGGCCAACUGAAAACAACCUUCCAAGGCUUCUCAAUUAGUGAUGCCAAAUGGGUUGCCUCGGAUUUGUUCAUAGCUGAGAAAAAGAUAAGCUUUAAAAAUGUGAAGAGGGUGCUCGAGAUUACUGCAAGAACAACUGGGGCUUCAAAGACAAUUGAGGCGGAGGUUGAUAAACCACUAGGUCUCACUUUGGGUCAAAAGCCUGGUGGUGGGGUCAUCGUCACUGCUGUAGAAUCUGGUGGAAAUGCAGCAAAAGCAGGGUUGAAGUCAGGGGACCAAGUACUUUACACUAGCAGCUUCUUUGGAGAUGAGCUUUGGCCUGCUGAUAAGUUAGGGUUCACAAAAACUGCCAUCCAAGCCAAGCCGGAAUCUGUCUACUUUGUUGUUAGCAGAGGUGCUGAUGUGGAUGUCAAACGACUACCCAAGCGUCCAGCCCCUCCUCGCUUUGGGCGGAAGUUGACUGAGGCUCAAAAGGCUAGAGCGACUCACAUAUGCCUUGAUUGUGGAUACAUAUACACUUUAUCGAAGUCUUUCGAUGAGCAGCCAGAUGAAUACUUAUGCCCUCAAUGCAGAGCACCGAAAAGGAGGUUUGCACAAUACGACGUGACCACUGGAAAGGCAAUUGGCGGUGGUUUGCCUCCAAUUGGGGUCAUUGUUGGGCUGUUGGUCGGCAUUGGUGCAGCCGGAGCAUUGCUUGUUUAUGGCCUUCAAUGAUAUUACCCACUAAAAAUUUGGUGAUAAAUUUAGUAGCUUGAUUCAUGCUAGAAAACUCAUAUGUUAUGUGGAAUGAAAGUGCAAAUCAGAGGCAGCAAACAAUUGUUUUUUGGUAUGUGAACAAGUAGUGAGUUUUGGGUUACUCAAA
Messenger RNA from Tripterygium wilfordii, 1131 nucleotides. RefSeq lists its product as uncharacterized. The coding region runs from base 174 to 983 and encodes 269 amino acids. Lineage: Eukaryota; Viridiplantae; Streptophyta; Magnoliopsida; Celastrales; Celastraceae. Gene Ontology annotation, molecular function: protein binding; iron ion binding. The transcript is spliced from 6 exons. The record is from RefSeq and is a predicted model, not a curated record.